Molecule: messenger RNA, 783 nt
Organism: Mollisia scopiformis
Lineage: Eukaryota; Fungi; Ascomycota; Leotiomycetes; Helotiales; Mollisiaceae
Exons: 2
Coding region: 1-783 (260 amino acids)
Source: RefSeq, a predicted model, not a curated record
AUGUCUUCAACUAUAAUACCAGACCUCUCUACGAUUAUUGCGCGCUUCCCGCCCGUACCUGGUCUUUCCUGCCGCCAGCAAAGUAUCGAAAUAUUCUAUCUCGAGAUAGUCGACCCCGCAAAGUACAAGGCCAUCACAUUCUCCCAGUCCUUCCGGGACAUCUACGGCGAGCCGAUGACCUACUAUACCGACUUCUUGCGCUUCAUGAAUACUCAAUUCAGCAAGAAGAUCGUCCCAAAGCUAAAGUCCCUCUCCGAGUUGGUGAACAACAAAACCUUCACCUUUAUCUGGUUUUGCAAGACUGUCGACAACACAGUGAAGCAAUUGGGCUUAGCUACUAUAACUCGACCAAUGAUGGAGGCAGCUUGGGUCUACUAUGCAUUUUCAAUGUUCGAGUCUGAGAGGGGAAAGCUAGGCCAAGAGUUCUGGGACAAUCAUAGAAGGAGGGAGAGGCUUCAAGCUGCGCUGCGUUCGGUUAUCGACAGACGAUUCCAUCCUAAUGAAAAGGUGGAGAAGUAUUGGAUCGAGAAAAGAGAAGGAUUUGGUCUGUCUAGAGAUGAUGUAGCGAGGAAGGAAGAGGGUUGCGAUGAAGAUCCAAGGCAGAUGAGAAUCGUGGAAGAUGAAGAUGAAGAUGAAGAUGAAGAUGAAGAUGAAGAUGAAGAUGAAGAUGAAGAUGAAGACGAAGACGAAGACGAAGACGAGGAGAUGGAGAUGGAGAUGGAGGAUGUAGAACCAGAGAACGAGCGAAGGGAUUUGGUAGGCUGUCGAAAACAUGCACAUUGA